AAUAUUACCUAUCAGAUAACAUCAGCUGCAAGUACUUGCCUACCUUUAAAGCAAAAUCGCGGUCUUAUACCAUCAUUUCAUAUGUUGAUUGACUUAUCUUUUUUAUUAUAGUCUAGUUUAUUCUACUCGAUUGAAUUUUCUCUCCGAGCUAUUUAAAUCAAAGUAAUAAAAUUAUAAUUGUUUUCAUAGUUGUAAAAAAAUGUCAUUUCAAUUAUGUGUUCUUAUUACUUCUUAGAUGUCACAUUAAAUGUUUUUGAUGGAAGUGAGAAACCUAUAGUUGUUACUGAUGAAAAAUUUAAUUUUUACAUUAAGGAAGCUCUAAAAGAAGUUUUCGGCCAGUUUGGACUGGGCAUCAAUUUCAAUGUGUUGAAGUUCAAUUCUGGUAGAGGUAUUAUUCGUUGUCCUUCUGAAUAUUACGUGAAAUUUCGUGGUGCUCUUACUUUAUUUGGGCAAUUUAGUAAAUACACUAUACAUUUCAACAUACAUCGUUCAUCUGCUUGUUUAAUAUCUUUCAUCAGUGACGAUACUACCUAUCAACAUGUCUCAAGUAUAUAAAGAAGGCAAAGAUACAAUAAUUUUUGCUACUAAAGAAGACCAUCAAUCUCCUAGUAAAAUUGAACUAUCACCCCCAGAACCAUCACCAGGUUUGAUAUUUCCUGAUGGUUCUAUAAAUUGGAAUUGCCCCUGUUUAGGAGGGAUGGCAACAGGUCCUUGUGGAGUUGAGUUUCGAGAAUCAUUCACUUGUUUUCAUUAUAGCAAAGAAGAACCAAAAGGUUUAGAAUGUAGAGAAAAGUUUACUGCCAUGUGGGCUUGUAUGGAUAAAUAUCCAGAGGUGUAUAAUGAAGGAAUGAAAGAUAAUGAAGAAAUAUUAAGUACUGAAGAGAACAAAGAUGAUAAUUCAGUUAGCAAUGUACAGAUAGAAAAUAAAAAUCAAGACAAAAAAUUAUGAUUUUGUUAAUGAAUUGUUUGUUUUAGAAUAUUUUGUUUAAAUAGAUAUUUUAGUGAUAUAAA
Daktulosphaira vitifoliae (grape phylloxera) is the source of this 1011-nucleotide messenger RNA. RefSeq names its product mitochondrial intermembrane space import and assembly protein 40-B. Gene Ontology annotation, biological process: protein import into mitochondrial intermembrane space. The coding region runs from base 539 to 949 and encodes 136 amino acids. Gene Ontology annotation, molecular function: protein-disulfide reductase activity. The transcript is spliced from 3 exons. Gene Ontology annotation, cellular component: mitochondrial intermembrane space. The record is from RefSeq and is a predicted model, not a curated record. NCBI's taxonomy places the organism in Eukaryota, Metazoa, Arthropoda, Insecta, Hemiptera, Phylloxeridae.